AUGCCCUCUUCUACAUUACCCGCGUCGGCUUUCGACACGAUCCCCGACGCCAUCGCCGCAUUCCGCAACGGCGAAUUCCUCGUUGUCCUCGACGACCCUUCGCGCGAGAAUGAAGCCGACCUCAUCAUCUCCGCCCAGUCUAUAACCACAGCCCAAAUGGCUUUCAUGAUCCGCCACUCCUCCGGCCUCAUCUGCGCACCGCUAGCCCCCCACCUCACCGAGUCUCUCGAGCUGCCGCAAAUGGUCCCCCUGACCGCGACCCAGGAUCCCCGCGGCACCGCCUACACCCUCUCUGUCGAUGCCGCCGACCCCUCCGUCACCACCGGCAUCUCUGCCCACGACCGCGCCCUGACCUGCCGCACCCUCGCCGCCAAGGGCUCCAAGCCCGCGGAUCUCCGCCGCCCCGGCCACGUCUUCCCGCUGCGCGCCCGUGAGGGCGGCGUCCGCGUGCGGCCCGGUCACACCGAGGCCGCUGUUGACUUUGCCAGGCUCGCUGGCACCGGCGACGCUGGCGUCAUUUGCGAGCUCGUCGAGGACGGCGUCGAGGUCGAGGGCAAGGCCCUGCGCGAGGGCGGCGGCAUGAUGCGCGCCGAGGGCUGCAUUGCGUUUGCCCGCAAAUUUGGUCUCAAGGUCGUCACCAUUGCCGAUCUGGUCGCCUACCUCGAGAAGACGGAGGGGAAGGUUGAGGCCAACGGAGCGUGA
Messenger RNA from Verticillium alfalfae VaMs.102, 702 nucleotides. RefSeq names its product 3,4-dihydroxy-2-butanone 4-phosphate synthase. The record is from RefSeq and is a predicted model, not a curated record. Bases 1 to 702 code for a protein of 233 amino acids. Gene Ontology annotation, cellular component: cytosol; mitochondrial intermembrane space. Gene Ontology annotation, biological process: aerobic respiration; riboflavin biosynthetic process. Gene Ontology annotation, molecular function: 3,4-dihydroxy-2-butanone-4-phosphate synthase activity. NCBI's taxonomy places the organism in Eukaryota, Fungi, Ascomycota, Sordariomycetes, Glomerellales, Plectosphaerellaceae. The transcript has 2 exons.